CCACGAUCCAAAUUCCGGGCGUCAGUUCGUCACGAAAUAGACUCUGACCGCACGUUCCACUCCUACCACUUCCCUACAGUUUGUUCUGCUCCGAGCUCUUACCACUCCCAAUAAAUAAACGUGCCCCACGGCCGUGGUCUAUCUAUCAAUUAAUUGAUUUCCUUCCCCGGACAUGAGUGUAUCUUUCAUCCACAAUUUGAUCUCUCGAAAGCAGCCGUCAUCCUCUCUAUUAGUACCAUGAAAUGCAGGUUCUUUUUCUCAUAAUCCGAAAAGUACCGCCGUCCUAGUUGCAUCUGAGCGAUCUCGCAUUUCCCCGUUUCCGAGAUCUUGCCGCCAUUGCAUCCCACACUGCACUGGCAUAUCUCUUUAUAGUUGCUCGGCAGAGCUUUUUGUGGUCUUUGAUAUCGGACCCACCUCUCUUGCUACAUGAUAGAAGAGGUCAUCUCAUACCGUCGAGAUGAAUAUCCUCACACGUCGCAAUUCAAACAAGUCCAUUGAUGGAGAGGGCAAAGGGUCCGCUCUGGGGCGAACGGUAUCAGCGGAGCGGCAACAGGAUGCGGGAAAACCAUCCUUGCUCCGGCGGCUCAGCAGGACGCUUAGCAGGUCUCAGGAAAAGCCUGAUUUGAAGGAAAAUGAACAGCAUCCCACGGCACCUGCAGAGCAUCACCACGCUAGGACAGUCUCACCGAAAGUACCGGCCGACAAGGUCGUUGAACCCGUGGUGAAUACGUUGUCCCGGGUGGAGUCGCAUCACAGCAUCAAUUCACCAGCGGAGGUGUUAUAUGAGACCUCUCCUCAGCAGACCAUCUCGCACGAGCAAGUCUCGGCAACAACAGGUGAUACCAAGAGUAUAUCAGUCGCCGAUGCAAACACUACUACGACACCAACCAAGCUACACCAGCAUUCUUCGUCGGUUUCAAAACACAAGGCUAAACAUCCAACCGGCCUGACCAAAGCAGAUAUCCACCAUCUGUUCUCCGGGGCGCCGCAAUUCUUGCUCGAGAAAGGUCGGCGAGGUCGAUACUUUCCGCAAGCUUUCUUUCCCUGGAACAAUGAACUUGACAUUUCGGAUCUGCAAGACCGAAGGUUUCUCCGUCAUGAGAGCUUCGCGUUGGCCACAUUGCACGCACAUCUCCCAAUUCCGGAUGAGGUGAACUGGAGACCGGGCAUGGCAGCACCUGUCAAGAAAGUGGGCUUGGAAACAGGGAAGCGGCCUAUGUUUGAGUUGGGGAUUUUCGAGCGACCCAACAUGCUGGGCAUGGAGGGACGAGAGCCCGGCACAGUGGGAAUGAGGUAUUUUCUAGAACGGCCCGUGGCGGAUGGACUGCACGACGAGAAAAUCAAGGAGCAUGGUAAAGACGUGGAGAUUGAUCUGCCAUUAUCCAGUCUGCCGAACCUGGGAGCCUUGAAAUCGCUGGUUAUCAGCGAUAACGAGGAGGCGACUGUGAAUAUCGGCAAGCAUGCCCCGGAGCAGGAUCGGGCCAGACUGGUCCAUGGCGGACCCCACGCCUGGAAAAGCGUGGGUGUGAGAAACAUCAGUAUGAAGGAUAUAACCGAGAGACUAGAGAGCAUCUCGCAGUGGCGAGACAAGGUGGCCAACAUGGGCCUAAAUGCUACUCUUCUGGACUGGAUGCGAACGGAUGAACUGCACCACCACCUGUUCAGCGAAUUUUUGUACCCACCACACAAGGUGAACCCGGAUGCCAAACACAUCAAGAAUGGACUCAAGAUCCAGAUCGAGGCAUUGGUUAAAGUCUUGACCACGCCGGGCGCAUGGUUGGAUCUGAGCGUGCCAGAAGCCAGACUUCGGUUCGGCAAAAUCCUACACAGUCGAACGACAAAGUAUGACCAUGAGACGGGCAUGAUGUCGGUCAACCCGGAACGGAAAUGGUUGCUGAUCCAGUUGUUGUUGGCGGUCGAGUUGGUCAUUCGUCUCGACACCGCCUUGCGACUAGGCAUUGCCAUGCAUUCGGACAACUUUGAGCUCAGCAGCGACGAAAUCCACAAUUUCAACCGAUUACGCAACCUCAAGGUCGAUUGGGACCUGGUGGCGGCAUGGAGAUUUCUUAUGUUGUGCUAUGUCAAGAAGGUGGAAAAGAGGUUGCCUUCACCGUCACCCGACCGGUCGGCGUCGGAUCAAUUAAGUCGAAUCAAAUUCCCCGAGCGUCAUGGCCUGUUGGGAGGUCUCCGGCACACGUUGGGUUUGGAUGACGACAAACAACAGCCCACUCUGGAUGAAUGCGAUCUCGCCAUUCUUCCCCGUCAACCACGGGUCAUGCUGGAUGGACUGGUUCGGUUCGCGCAUAACAUAGGAUGGCCGCGAUGGCAGGAAAUUCAGGAACGACUCGAGCAGAAACUGUGUCGAGAAGACCCGGAAGAACGAGAGAAGUUUCUUCUUGACAUUAUGAGCUGUGCUGAGGCUGCCGCACACGAACAGCGUCAAGCACCUCCUGGGUCACCACAGCCCGGCAAGAUAACACCGUCGCUUGAAAAGUUCUGCGUCAAUCUUCAUUCUGCGACAGCGAAUACCAUCGGAGGCUGGUUGUCACACAGUUGGCUUUCCGGCAUGAUCCUGCCAGGCACAUCGAUCUGUGACAUCUUGAUUGCCACUUUAUUGGAGAACGACACGGAUCCCUCGACGCUGCAACAUCUGGGCUCUAGAGGUCUUCCCUUACGGAAUGCAGGCUUUGUCCUGAACGGAUCUUCAUGGUGGUCCAAAUCCAGCAUUGUCGGCCGAGUCAUGGCGCCAUUACACGGGUCCAAGGAGUGUAUGGGUUGGAUCUACCUGCCUCAUUUUGUGCCGUUGAAUGAAGCCACGUCGGGACCCGUCGAGAAUCGUUGGGUCAAAGUCAAGAGCUGGCCUGUGCCAACCACGCGUGACCGACCGCGCAUCUUUGACGGUGACAGGUUGUCUACUGAGUCGUCUCCGCUGGGGAUUGGAAAAGGGAACAUCAUGGGUUCUGAAUUCAGCAUGGUGACGGAUCGGAUGUUGGACAAUGAUACCGUGCCCGCGGUCAAAGUCAAUGCGGUCAAAUUGCAUUUGUCUAGCACCAACGCGACCGAAUCUAGUCCUGAUCACCCGCUGGCCGCGUGGGCGCAAUUCGAUUUGAGCAUUCUACAGGGAGAGAGUCAGCCGAUUCCAAAACAAAUCCGCUACGGACUCGACCGCGCCGUCUAUUUUGUCACUGCAUACCCUUGCCGUCUACCUCACGGCCACGCGACUUUUAAGCCUGGUUCGCAUCACGAUCAAGAACACCACCAGCACCGACAUGAACAGGUACAGGAACAGGAACAUGAAACUGAUCGCGAACACCAUCAUCCCCAUGCCCAUCUACUACACAAAGAUACUGUCCAUUCGCUCCAUCCCCGCCAUAAACCAGCCGAACAUUUACCCGCCCACCCACUCCACAAAACAUACAAGUUUGUCACCAAGACGCUCUGGGACUUGAUUGACAAUCCUACCGUUGAUCCUCCGGCCUCGGGAACCGCAAGUCACAGUGAAGUGUGGGUCGUGGAUGCGCGAGAAUCCGUAACUGCUCCUGAACCAAAGCACGGCUUUUUGCAUCAUCAACAUCAACAUCACCACGAGCAUCAUCAUACGUAUCCCGAGGCAGCGCAGGCGGAGGCGGUGGCGCAGCCGCAGGCCGGUAAUCAAUUAUCGGCAGCAACUCUAGCUCCAGCUCCAGCUUCAGACACGACAAAUGCUCCCGAGUUAAACGUGGCAGUCGCUUCGUCACCAGGUCCUACAAGUAUACUCAGUCCGAGCAGUCCCAGUCCAUUAUCAUCUGCUUUACAGCAUUCAUUGAGCUGGAAUACAGAUACACCAGGGGAGUCGUCGACUCAAAGUCUUGGUGAAGUUGUUGGCGGGGGACAGCAACAACAGAAGAAAGAACAUCAUCAUCUUGGCCACCAUACCGAUGACUCGUUACCAGAUCUCGAACCCCAAUUAUGGCGGAAAGAUAUCUUCGUCAGGGCGUGGUGUGCGGAAAAGGGGAGGAACGCACUGAUUGCUCGGGUGGGCAGGACUUGUCUGAGUUGUGCGAUUAGGGAGGCGAAAGCGUUGGAGAUUGGGGUUAUUGUCAGAGUUGGGGUUAAGGAGGAGUGGAAAUGAAGUGAUGGACUGGAAUGGACUGGGAGGACGGACGCCCGGUGGGUGGGUGAGAGGGCCCCUGUGCUGUGUGGGUUGUGUGGUCAGAGAAGAGAGGGACGGACACGGGAGAGGUGGUUAGAAUAUGGUAUCACUUGAAGGCCAAACGCAGGGCUGGGAUCGGGUGCAGAACAACAGAUACAGUAUGAGACCAGAUGGCAGCGUACCGGACGCACUGGCAUGCCCCAGAGUGACAAUCUACAAUCUACAAAUCGGUUCUGUUCUUGGCCACCAGUUGCAGUGUUCUGAUGAAUUAUAUAUCAAGUGAUACUGCUAAGUGUGAAUACCCAAAGUACCCCACCUACCUACCUACUACCUGGUAUGGCAUGGCAUGGCAUGGCAUGGAUUGCAAUCACUCGUCGUGAACUGAACGUUUAUUGAGUCUGCCUAAUCACGGAGAGGGUGAGACAGGACCUCACCUGAAGAGCGAGAGAUUAGGUACAAAGGGUAUGGGCAUAGAUACCGGAUCCAUUCUAUUUUAAGGAUAACACAAUCAACAGUAUGUAGCCCGGCGGCAUGCCAGGACCUCUCCAUGAUGGCGAAGCAAGGGGCAUGGUCAAUUGUCAAGAAUGGUCAUUAAUAACAUCGAUGAUCUGGACAUGAAUCCGAACAUGAAAUCUAAUAUGGAUGAGUAUAGCUUGUCCAGAUACUUUCAAG
Molecule: messenger RNA, 4804 nt
Organism: Exophiala dermatitidis NIH/UT8656
Lineage: Eukaryota; Fungi; Ascomycota; Eurotiomycetes; Chaetothyriales; Herpotrichiellaceae
Exons: 1
Coding region: 458-4111 (1217 amino acids)
Source: RefSeq, a predicted model, not a curated record